This is a messenger RNA of Penicillium atrosanguineum, 846 nucleotides long. RefSeq names its product HPP family protein. The record is from RefSeq and is a predicted model, not a curated record. Bases 1 to 846 code for a protein of 281 amino acids. NCBI's taxonomy places the organism in Eukaryota, Fungi, Ascomycota, Eurotiomycetes, Eurotiales, Aspergillaceae. The transcript has 2 exons.
AUGUCUUUCGAUAUCAGGGGCUGGAACUUCGACAUUGAUCGGUUUAUUGACCCGUUCGUGCCGGCGCCGAGGUGGCAUCUUGUUCCAAGGCCUAUAGCCCAUUUCUUGGGAUAUCGCGAUACACCGAACAAGCCAUUGGGGAAUGUCCUGACUGCCUUCUGGUCCCUGAUCGGUGCUUUCUGCGGUGUGGCCCUGGUGGCCGAAGUAUCCAAGCGAGUGCCUUCGAUCGUGGCACGAGAUGCUCCAAAGGUUGUCGGUAGCUUUGGUGCCGCUGCAGUAAUUGAAUUCUACGCCAUCGAGUCACCCUUUGCACAGCCUCGGAACGCAUUUAUUAGUCAGAUGUUUGCCUGCCUUAUCGGCGUUGGCAUAUCCAAGCUUUUAGCUCUGAACUCUCACGCCGAAGAAUACACUGCACUCGGGGGAGCCCUCGCUUGUGGCCUUACCACGGCAGUCAUGGGCCUCACAGGCACUGUACACCCGCCGGCGGGUGCAACGGCCUUACUAGCUGUCACCAAUUCUCAAACAGCUGGACUUGGCUGGUUUUUGUUCCCGGUCAUGCUGCUUGGGAUAACGCUGAUGCAGAUUACGGCCUUAAUUGUCAAUAAUAUUCAGCGGCGGUUUCCUUUGUAUUGGUGGACACCGCAUCCUCUGUCACAGUCCAAGGAUACAGAUGAGGAGAAGGAUCAUCAGAAGGCAGGAUCUGAUGUGCCAAGUCACUACGAGGCAAGUUUAACAGACGUUCCUCGGCGAGUGGUGGUUGAACGAGGGGACUUCUGGGUUCCUGAUGGGCUUUACCUAUCAGAAGUUGAGAAACGAGUCUUAGGGGCAAUCAGCGAACGUAUAUAA